Folsomia candida is the source of this 1975-nucleotide messenger RNA. RefSeq names its product traB domain-containing protein. The coding region runs from base 136 to 1827 and encodes 563 amino acids. The record is from RefSeq and is a predicted model, not a curated record. The transcript has 9 exons. Lineage: Eukaryota; Metazoa; Arthropoda; Collembola; Entomobryomorpha; Isotomidae.
ACACGAAAAACAUUUAUUUCCACGUUGCAGCAGAUGUGCAACAGUCUAAUUUUUCUUUUUUCGUUAUUUCGUCAGAAAUUGGUGGUAUUUCUUUAACGUUAUCUUUUCAAUAAUUAGUGCCCCCAAUUGUGAAGUAUGCCACCAAAAGGUAAGCGACGAUCGAGCAAGCCCAAGGAGACAGAAUUCAGUCAACGUGGAAGUGGCGAUUUUUCUGGACCAUCGUCAACAACAGCAGAUGACCAACAUGACGAUGACGAGCAAAACCACAACAUGGGAGCUGGAGGUGACGACGGUAAUAAUGUCAACUAUGUGAAUGGGGGAGGAGAGGGAAAGAACCCUGAGGCCGAAAAGUCCCCAUCUCCAGAAAAGGAGGAAGAAAUUUCAUUUUCUUCGCCAGGAGAGUUAUCAUCGUCAUCAUCAUCAUCUCUAACCCAAGUAACUGCUCCAAACUCAACUGCAACGACCCUGUUAUUGGAAGAUGCAGAUGACACUGACGAAGAAGAAUCUGAGGUAGUUAUCUCUGCAUCACUGAAUCUUGGACAAGAUAGCAAAGUCGAGUUGAAAACAGAGCAAGUUAAAGUGAUCGAGUCACCGCAAUCAGUAUCAUCAUCACCUAGAGGAAAAGAAAAGGAGGCGUCCGCCGUAUCGUCACCCAAAGGAAAUUCGCAACUUUCCAGAUCUGAACCAUCAAGUAUGACGACUACCCAAGAACAACCACCACCAGCGCAAUCAUCCCUACCAGCAUCAUCAUCUUCUUCCUACGCAACCGCUAGCACAGUUAACUCACUAAACAGUUCAACCGUUUCAGCCCCACCGGAUAUCAAUUAUAGCAAUGCAAUUUUGACUGAUGAGCAACCACCAGAGUUGGAACUACCAGCCACCGUCAGCACCUUGUCCAUCAAUAAUGCGCGAAUUUAUUUGAUUGGCACUGCCCACUUCUCCACGCAAUCUCAAGAAGACGUGAGCAACGUUGUGAAACUAACCCAACCUGACUGCAUUCUUUUAGAACUUUGCCCAAGUCGUAGAAAUAUACUGCACCUUGAUGAGGAGAUGCUUCUGAGAGAAGCAGGAGAUAUUAGUUUUGCUAAAAUAACCGCAACGCUACGAAAUGCACCUCCAGGCAGUUCAAGAGUCCAAUCUCUCCUGCACCUAUUGCUCCUGUCGAUGUCGGCGUCCCUGACCAAAAAAUUGGGGAUGGCACCAGGUGGUGAAUUCCGUGCUGCAGUAAAGGAAGCGGAUAAGCUCCCAAGAAAACCAACCCUGCUCUUGGGUGAUCGCCCGUUUAAUGUUACCUUGGCCAGGGCAAUUGCAAGCUUGUCACUCAUGCAAAAGGUUAAAUUGGCCUGGCAGUUUUUGCUGAGUUCGGAUGACAUUACAAAAGAAGAAAUUGAAAAAUGUAAGGAGCGUGACCUGCUCGAAAAAAUGUUAUCUGAAAUGACCGGAGAGUUCCCGUCCAUAACAGAAGUUUUUGUGAAUGAAAGAGAUUAUUACUUGGCGCAUACUCUGUACAUGAGUUCCGUCGCCAUCGGGGAAGCAAAACAGAAGCAAGGGGGUAAAGGCGAGGCUGUAGUCGUCGCCGUAGUAGGAAUGGGACAUGUCAUGGGAAUCUGCAAAAACUUUGGACAAACAACGGAACAAGAGUUUUCUAGGGUUGGAAGUCUUCCACCAACCUCACCGCCAUCAACUACGAAAUGGCUCAUCAAAACUGGGAUCAAACUAACGUUUUACGGAGUAAUGACUUAUGGUGCGUACAAACUCUUCAAUCGGAUUGACAUUUUCAAGAAAUUUGAAAAUGGUCUGAAGCUUGGAAUUGUCAAAAUUAAGUAGAUUACUGCCGAUAAUAAUUUAUAAUGAAGAUCUACAAGAUCUUACAUAUUGAGUGAUGAUAGUUUAUUUAUAUUUAAUAAUAAAUAAAUAAACAAUAAAUAUUAUGAAUUUAAUUUAGUCCUCCAAAUAAAUAUGGAUUUUCAUACAA